Molecule: messenger RNA, 555 nt
Organism: Durusdinium trenchii
Lineage: Eukaryota; Dinophyceae; Suessiales; Symbiodiniaceae
Source: the annotation of a GenBank genome assembly
AUGGCAUCAGGGGCACGGUGGCAUCAUUGGCCGAUGCAGAAAGGGACACCUGAGCGUACUGGGUACUCGCCCCAUGUGAUGCCAAACAUCUCGAAGUCUGAAGCUUGGACCUGGCAGGCAGAAAUCUUGGAUAUCCAUCGUGCCACUCCAUUGAUCGACGACCAGCUGAAUGUCUACGUCACCUCCAUUGCUGGGCGAAGCGUGAAGUUUAGCCCAGAUGGAAAGAAGCUUUGGAGCCACUACACUGGUGUCGAGCGAGGAGGAGUACCAGGAGUCCCAGUCAUUGAGGGCGACCGCUUGCUGAUGUUGUCGACCUUUGGUUUUUUGAUCUCCAUAGACCUGGAGACAGGAGCUGAAGUUUGGUCCAGAAAGGUAACACAGAUGUCAGAUAGCACCACGGAUUGCUUGCUGGCGACCCAGGGGGUGGUUGUCCUCUCCGCGAUGGAUCCGGUGGUGAGCACCUUGGCUGCUGGCCGCACACAGCGCUGGAAUGCUACCUUGCAAGAAUUUGCUUUCUUGGCGCCUGCGCACUCAUGCGGCUGGACAUACCAAUAA